AGGCACUUCUCUUUCAAAACCAUCAAACACCUAGAUUUACUAUCCCACAAUGCCGACAGCAGGACACAACCAGUACGGGCCGGGGUAUAGCGCUACGCAGGUAACGCAUCACGAGUGGCGAACAGCAGAGAACAGCGCGGGUCAUCUUCUCCCAAGACUGCAGUCAAUCGCGAAGGAGACCCCGCAAUUGAAGUUGCUGGAUGUCGGCGCUGGGUCUGGCACCAUCUCUGCGUCUCUUGCAAAGUACAUACCCGAGGGCCAAGUCACUGCAACGGACAUAUCAGAUGAGAUCCUAGGCCGCGCCAAGUUGCAUGCAGACUCCGUUGGCGUGAAGAACAUCCAGUUCCAACAAGCCAACGUGUAUGAGCUGCCAUUCCCUGACUCGACCUUCGACGUUACCCAUGCUCACCAGGUGCUUUGCCAUUUGGAUGCCCCCUCCGAUGCGAUUCGCGAAAUGGUUCGCGUGACAAAGCCUGGUGGCGUGGUUGCCCUUCGCGAGAGUGAAAUGAAGAUGUGGUGCAUUUUCCCCGAACUACCUCCGCUCUUGCGCUUUCACGAAAUCGCCGCGAAGACUCUUGUCGCAAACGGCGGCCAAGAUAAGGGAGGGCGCCAACUCGUGUCCUGGACCAUGAAAGCCGGAGUAGCUCGGGAGGAUAUCACGGCUAGUUUUGGAACGUGGUGCUACAGCGCCCCAGAGGACAGAUUGCCAUGGGCAUCAUCGAUGAUGGAGAGACUGAAAAAUGGUCAAAUGCGAGGGAAAGCUAUCGAGCUAGGCAUGGCCACUGAGCAGGAAAUGGACGAUAUGGUUGACGCCUGGGACAAAUGGAGCAAGACUGAGGAUGCUACUCUCGGAAUAAUGAAUGGGGAAGUUUUGGUGGACAAGAAAUGAUACUAGUCUACGUAAAAGUCUCACAGCAUGCAACAUCUUAACAUGGUUAAAUCGAACACAGU
This is a messenger RNA of Ilyonectria robusta, 951 nucleotides long. RefSeq names its product S-adenosyl-L-methionine-dependent methyltransferase. The coding region runs from base 50 to 889 and encodes 279 amino acids. Gene Ontology annotation, molecular function: S-adenosylmethionine-dependent methyltransferase activity. The record is from RefSeq and is a predicted model, not a curated record. The transcript has 2 exons. NCBI's taxonomy places the organism in Eukaryota, Fungi, Ascomycota, Sordariomycetes, Hypocreales, Nectriaceae.